ACAUGGAUAUGGUAAAGUACUGUUACCUUAUUUGAGCUACUGAAAAUAUAAAUUGUUAUAAAUCUGUUUUUGUUAAAUAGACCGGUGUAUGCGUGGAUAUUUAAAAUGGAAAAAACUCGAUGUGUGGACAAAAUCACAAGGAGUCCUAUGCAGGAUAACGGAAGGAUUAUAAGUACGGACAAUAAAGCCAUUAUGUGGCCAAGUGAACGCAUUGCCCAGGGAGGAAUGUUUCACAGUCCUAAAAUAGAGUACAGCAAAGAAACUGCGGAUUUAUUGAAAGCACUUAUGGCUGAGUCCAAAAUGUCAAUGCUGAUGCGGAAAAAAAUCAACUAUCACUUACGAAAUGGGGAGCCUUUGCCGAAACCUGAACCUCCACCUAUAAACACAAAAGAUCCAGAAGCUGGUGCGCUAGAUAUUCUGCAACGUGCUCAUCUUGCUAAACGGAAGAGCCUUGAACAGAUUUUGGCUAGUGAUGCCUACAAGUUACCCUCUUACCGUCCGAGGCCAACGAAUAGGAUGCCUACAGAAAAAGAGAAGAAAUUACUGCAAGAGGCCAUGUCAGGUAUGCGCCUUGCAGAGACGUCACUGAAGGCAAAACGUAAGCCACGAAUUAGAACGGACUCCCAUGCUUCAGAAGAAAAUAUAAUUGAUGAGCUUUUAGAACAAAUUAAUGAGCGCGCAAACUGGUUGGCUGAAAUGGAAGAAUUAGGUGAAGGCAAGCGCUUCAGGAAUGAGGUUCGUGAACAAAUAGCGGAACGACUUCGUCAUAUAAAGGCGCUUGAAACGAAAAUUCAAAUUAAAAAGAGUGGUAUUCGGUUCGUGGAGUAAAGGUGCACAUUUUUAUUCUGUACACAAAAUUAAUAUAAAUCAAUAUAAAUUAACGGUGCCAGCUUUUAACUCAGUAUUAAAGCGCAAGGCUAACUUGUGCAGUAAAACUUGGUUGGAAGCUCAGGCACUGUUUCCACCUAUAACUCCCUGUAACCUAUAUUAAAUCAAAAUUGAUCUAAAUAGUACAAGUACAUAUAUAUAUUUUCAUAUACACAUAACAAUAUUGAGCAUUUUGCAAGCACAUUUCAUUAGUUGUUACUAUAUCCUUUUCAUAUUUAAAUUUACCAAGAUGUAAGAAUAUUGAGCGAACCUUUGUCCAAUUAUACUUAUUGCUAAACAUUAAAAAAUUUAUUGGAAAUUUAUGCUUGUCUUUGAGCAACACAAAAAUCUGAAGUCAUACAAAGUAAAUGUGAAUCGC
Molecule: messenger RNA, 1246 nt
Organism: Bactrocera dorsalis (oriental fruit fly)
Lineage: Eukaryota; Metazoa; Arthropoda; Insecta; Diptera; Tephritidae
Product: UPF0193 protein EVG1 homolog
Exons: 4
Coding region: 106-828 (240 amino acids)
Source: RefSeq, a predicted model, not a curated record